AUGCUAAAAGAACGACUCGAUUUAUUCAAAGACGCUCUACGCGAUGAAGGCAUUGGAAAGAGCUUGAUGAAGAACAGUAUAUUUGAAAAUGAUAUGAGCGGAAAGAAAAUGGAGAGAAUGAUGCGCAAGGCGAAAAAACAUGAGAAAACGCCGAGCUUAGAAGACAAUAUGAUGCAAAUGCCAAUGAAGCUUAUUCGGGAGGCUAUGAAAUUGGGCAUGAUGCUAUCAGGGCAUAAUGUCAGCAAUUUUGACAGACAGAGUUUCAAGCUCAUGUCACCUCGACUUCUCGCACUCGUCCCCGAAGGCAUUGAUGAGGAUAUGAUCAACCUGCUUUCCCCUUCUCUUUUCGCCCUGCACGACGAGGGUAAAGGUAUUGAGAACGAUUUGAGCCUUGCAAAAGCUCUGAAGCUUUUCGACGAUCAAGGGCAUCAAGAAUGGUUGAACUUUGUAAUCGAAGCUUCUGGAGUUUCUGAUGCACUUAUGAAGAUGAAGGACACGAAUGAAGCCGAAGAAAGGAGGAUGAUGGACGAAAGAUACUAUAACGAUGAAAAACAACCCCUUUUCUUUACAAAGAAGAACGUGACCGACAUGUACGGCAAAGAAGAAAGCAAAAAGAUCGAUGUUAUGGAAGAGCUUCAAGAUUCGUUCUCACUCGAACAGAUGCUGCAAAUGAACUCCACUGGAUACACCGUGAUGAACAAGCAGCAGCUUGACCUGGUGUAUGGUCCUGGAUCACCAUACAAUGACUCGUCCACGCAUGCACGAUUAAGGAAUACUUCUGCUGCUGAAAUUCCUAGAGCAGUAGAAUCUACUAUCAGAGGUUUAGCUUCUGAAACCGUAGCAUUCAAGGCUCAGCGAAAAAAAGACAUCAUUCUGUCUCCGCUCCUUCUCAGCAGUAUAAUUGCCGAUCCAGCAACUGCUUCGCAAUCACUUGUUCUCUCUCCUGUACUUUUAACGCCUCUCAUCUACUCUCCAGCCAUCUUUGGAGGUGUCAUUUUAUCUCCUUGGGCGUUUGUACCUGUGCUAGUCUCACCUCGACUCCUCUCUCCAGUCAUUAUAUCCCCAAUUCUACUAUCACCCGUCAUUCUUUCGCCACUUGCUUUCGAUCCACUAGUUCUAUCUCCUGGAGCUCUGGCUCCAUUUAUCCUGACCCCACUUGUUCUCUCUCCUUUCAUUAUAAACCCUGUAGUUCUUGCUCCUCUAAUCUUAUCCCCAUUCUGCCUCUCUCCAUUCAUCAUAGUACCCAACGCGCUCUCUCCUUUGAUUUUAUCUCCCUUUGUGCUUUCACCACUGAUACUUGCUCCAGUAGCAGUUUCAGCUUUUGUUUUAUCUCCUUAUGCACUUUCGCCGAUUAUUCUUUCUCCUGGUAAACUUUUCGCUGCUGUGCUUUCACCAACGUGGCUUAGUUGA
Cylicocyclus nassatus is the source of this 1410-nucleotide messenger RNA. Lineage: Eukaryota; Metazoa; Nematoda; Chromadorea; Rhabditida; Strongylidae. The record is from the annotation of a GenBank genome assembly.